AUGGCGAAGUCCAAGAACGCGUCUCAGCACCACAACAGCCAGAAGGCUCACCGUAACGGUAUCAAGAAGCCCAAGACCCACCGUUACCCCUCCCUCAAGGGUGUCGACCCCAAGUUCCGCCGCAACCACAGACACGCCCUUCACGGAACCGCUAAGGCUCUGAAGGAGCGCAAGGAGGGCAAGCGCGAGAUCGCAUAA
This is a messenger RNA of Aspergillus niger, 198 nucleotides long. Its product is annotated as 60S ribosomal protein eL29. NCBI's taxonomy places the organism in Eukaryota, Fungi, Ascomycota, Eurotiomycetes, Eurotiales, Aspergillaceae. Gene Ontology annotation, cellular component: cytosolic large ribosomal subunit; ribosome. The transcript is spliced from 4 exons. The coding region runs from base 1 to 198 and encodes 65 amino acids. Gene Ontology annotation, biological process: cytoplasmic translation. Gene Ontology annotation, molecular function: structural constituent of ribosome. The record is from RefSeq and is a predicted model, not a curated record.